CUCCGUCUCGGCACGAAAAGCUGUGCCGAAUGUCGCAGACGCAAGGUGCGCUGCAUCUUCGGGCCAAACACAACGGUCUGCAAAGAAUGCUCUACACACGAAUCAGAAUGCGUCUCUCAGCAGUCCGUUCACGCGUCAAAGGGAAGUCCAAGUGGCGACGAACAAGACCUUCAGGUCAAGCUACAGGGCCUCGAAGAAAUGGUCCAUCGCCUGUGCGAGGCCAUGAAUGUCAGGCCGGAGCUUUUGAACAAUUCGCCGCUCGAGAUGAGCGCUGUGGAAGCUCUUACGAGACUACAAAGUCUUUCUUCAUCUGAAACAAGUCUGAGGAAUACAACAAACGUGGGAGCCGGAUGGAGAGAGGUAUCUGAAUCACGAUCCUCGCCUUCCUCUGAUCAACUCGGGUCAUUCGAAGAAGCACCUUUACUUAACCUGUUCCAAGAGGCUAUGCUCAUUCAGAAACACCACGCCCAGUCACACAGAAACAAUCAAGAUUUGUCUUCUGAUCAUCGGAUCGUGACCUACAGCAUGGCCAUCAAGGCUUUGAUCCCCAGGCCCGACGACCUCGAGACGAUCCUGCAAAUGACUGAAAGAUUCUGGCCCAUCUGGGAGGAAUCACUCAAUCUUAUAAUUGGGACAGAACCCCGUUCUAUUACUGACAUAGCUUCAGCCAGAAACUUUAUCCUCGAGUCCAUGAAGUCCGAAACCCCCGUGUUGAUCGCCAAAUCCUCCCUCUUCCUUGCACUUUGCGUCCAACAACUUCCAGUCAGCUUCAAGAACCAAGUAACGAACCUACCUGCCGAGCCAAAUGCUCUCCUCGACGCUUAUAUCAGAGGGGCAGAGGGUCUGAUCUCAGUGAAUGAAAGCCGUCCCGCCACCAUCGACAGCUUAGAAUGUCUGAAUAUACUCGCCAAGUUGUACCUAAACAUGGGAAAGCCUCGCGAGGCAUGGCACUGUGUUCGCCGCGCACUAAACUCAGCUCUGCUCCUGGGAUUACACAAUGCAGGUGAAACGGCCCCACACAGACAAAAGGCUGUUUGGGGGCAUAUCUGGCAACUCGAACGACAUCUUUCUGCAUUCUUUGGUUUACCGUCUGCCACUACGGACUCCCAUCCUGGAGUGUCAACCCCGCCGCCUGCCCAGGAUUUCGGAGCGCGAAUACUGUACGAUCUCGCCGUCAUUGCGGGGCACAUUAUCGAGCGGAACCAGAACCACCAGACUGCCAACUACGCUGUAACACUGGCCAUCGACCAAGAAAUCCAACAAUGCAAGAGCCGCUUACCCCCGGGCUGGUGGAACGGUAUUCCCACCGCAUCCACACCCCUGACAACAAUCUAUAGCCUCGGCAUCCUCAAAAUUGGAUUCUUCUCCGGCCAGAAGAUGCUCCACCUCCCAUACAUGCUCAAGUCCUCUCCCGACAACAACUACGAGUACAGUCGCCUUCAAGCACUUGAUGCUGGUCGUGAGAUGAUCAAGGGCUACCAGGCAGUUCGACAACAUCCCGAACUCAUGCUCACGAUCUGCGAUCUCAUGGAUUUCCAGGUUUUCACCGCGGCGGUGGUUCUCGUCAUCGACCUCUUGAAUCAACCUUCGCAGCUUGAAACUCACCAGGAAGCCAGUGAUUGGAACCUUGUUCAUGAUGUCACGAAGAGCUUGAAACUCGUGUCUGAGGCUAUGGAAUGCACAGUUGCUGGACAAGCUCAACAUCUACUUGAACAUCUCUCAACUUUCCGUGAUGGUGCUUACAAAGGUCCUGAUAAUUACGAGGUUAUCAUCCCCAUGUUUGGGAGAGUGAAGAUCAAUCGU
Molecule: messenger RNA, 1803 nt
Organism: Hyaloscypha bicolor E
Lineage: Eukaryota; Fungi; Ascomycota; Leotiomycetes; Helotiales; Hyaloscyphaceae
Exons: 1
Biological process (GO): DNA-templated transcription; regulation of DNA-templated transcription
Molecular function (GO): DNA-binding transcription factor activity, RNA polymerase II-specific; zinc ion binding; DNA binding
Source: RefSeq, a predicted model, not a curated record